AUGGAGUCUGGGUAUGCUUUUGCUAUAAGCAAAAGGCGUGAUUCAGAUAUGGGGCGAAUUAGUAAAUUAGAGCCUUCCGCACCAUCUGAUCGAUCAGAUAUUACGGAAGAAUUCAAAAAAGAUGAAAUGGGAAAAGAUGAUUUACGGAAGAGUUCAUUUUCUGCUGUUGAAGGAUCAAUCUAUGAUGACGAUUCUCCAUUGCUCACCGAUUUUACUACGUCCUCUAUAACUUAUGUCAGCGAGCGUAUAGAUUCAUCUUCACUCGAACUCAUGGCAGGAGACAGCUUUGGAGAUUAUUUGAAAGCAUCUGCGACAGUCAACGUAAAAUCGGAUGGAAUGAAAAUUGAAGCACAAUCUCCAGGGUCAGGCAUUUCAUGUGUUACAACGGCGAGUGAAACGCUAGACUCCAGUGCCCAUGAAAUCGAGAAAGCUCAGCAGACUAGUGGAUCGAUACAGCACGAUAUUCCAACGGAAUACGAGAAAUCAAUUUCACCAAGCGACAAUGCUGCAUCUGAUUUUUCAACUGAAUCCGCUACCAAAUACAAUUUACCUUAUGACACUGAAUCCGAUAGCCAUGAAGUUUUAUCAGGACUACCAAAAAUACGCGACGAGCGUACAAAAGUAGAGGAAAUCCAAGAUGUUAAGAUAAUAAAACCUUGCAAACUUAUGUCAAUGGAUCCACGUCAUGAAUCAGCUUCACCACAAAGUGAUAUUACCGAAUACACAGAAAGUGUAUCUUAUGUAGAGUCAAUUAUUGACAGUACAAAUUACGAGAACGCCUUAAAACAGAAAGAAAAGCAAUUGGAACAACAAAAGCAAGACGAAAAGAUCGAUGCACAAGAGAAACAACUUAUCGUAAAAAGUAAAGAACAUCAUGACGAAAAGAUUAUAAAAAGCACAGAUGAAAUUGUAGCCGAAAAGAAGGAAUCAACUCAGGUAAAGAAAAAACCCAAAACAAAAGCCACUGUGACAAAAAUCAGCUUACAAAAGCAAACGCCUAUCGAAAUUUCUAAACAAUCUAGCAAAACCGUGGACAUCAAAUCAGCUUCGAAGAGUGUCGAAUACUCAUCCAGUACCAGUCGGACAACAACGGUUUCGCGUACUUAUACCAGCACCAGAACACACGGAUACAUGCAAUCAACGCUUUCGCGGGACCAAAAGGUUUUAAAGCCACUUAAUUUAGCCGAUUCGACGCAUUCUUCGCCGGCAAAGUCUUCCUACCGUUCAGCGUCGAUUGGAUCACAAUUAGCUGAGAAGAAAACCAAAUCUUCCAGAGAAACUUCCAGUGGAAAACCGGUGAGAACAGCUACAAAACUAGCCAAUCAAAUCGACUCUGCCGAAUCAAGCACUGUGAAAAAACAACAGGAACAUAAAUCAACUGUUCAAGGCACAAAGUAUUCACGAACUUCCACUGAUCGUUCUGAUCGAACGACCAGAUCGUCAACGUCGUCUUUCACUAGCAGUACCAGUCGAUAUCGCUCUAGAAAAUCAACAGAACCGUUCGAAAAACAAGAACCUACUAUCAAAAAAGCUGACAAAGAGCAGGCUAAUCAGGCUACGAAGACUACGGUUAGUACUUCCAAAAGUACCAAGGAGCGUACCAAUAAAAGCUUGAUACCGGUGAAAGUUACCAGCGCAAAGGGAUCACCGCGAAAAGAACCCCCAGCGAAAACAACUGUAGAUAAAUCUGCAACAAAGAAGAUUAGCCAACCAACGGAAGAGAAAACUACACAAAUUAUGAUCAUUACUACAACCAAGUCCGUUGAUACAAGUGUGACCGACGUGCAAACGACAAUGUCAUCCAAGAUUGGCUUUGUCAAAACGACACCUCGUGUAACGAAAACCACACACAAGUCCGGUGAUUUGAAGCAAGACGAUACGUACCGGUGCAAAUCUGCCAUGCACUACUCGUACAAAGAUGCCGUCACAUUCGAUCACGCCGAAAUUCCGUCUUCUUUGCCAUCUAGUCCGAGCCGUCUCAAUAAGAGUUCCUCCAACAGUACAAAUGUAUUGACUAGCGAAGUUUUUACACGCACGAUCGACUCGUCGAAAUCGAUCGAAGUUAUCUACCGACAACCGUCGACUUCAAACGAACUGAUACGCAAGAUUAACGAGUACCGCUACAACGACAUAGACUUGACCACUGACUCGAGCCUUUCUGACUCCAUCGCACUCCCGUCAUCAUCCUCUGAGCACGAAAACGACGUGCUUGGUAGACGCAAACGAUCCGGAAGUCCUGCAUCGCCCAAGGCACAUACUGCGACAUCGUCCGCCCCACCACCAACUACGGCCACCGUAAGCCGUAAGCAGGGCCAGGUUGUAAGCGAGCAAAGAUAUCGUAAGUCGGACAUUUGGAUGCGUACCGGUCCCCCGCCGGAAGUGCUACCCGACGGUGACGAUGGUGAGAUCUAUCAGACACUGCAUGCUGAUCGUCGCACUGUAGCAUCGCUCGACGGGAUCGUGAUGGAAAAUCGCAUCUCGCCGAUACUUGACUUCCGAGCAUCCACGCCGCCUCGUCUGAAGUAUAAGUUUGAUUACGAUAGUUCCCUGUUUACAGAAAUACCGGUCAUCGCCAUCACCCAGGAGUGUUCCGACGACGAGGAACUGGAUGAUGUUUCCAAGUUAAACAUCAACGAUGCUCACACGGACACGGAAGAUUUGAUCAUGGAACAGGAUACAGUUCGCUUUCGAAAGGGCACGAAAACCGGCAACGCUAUGAUCGAUGCAAUCAAACCAACCAUGAAUGGUUCGGUGACGGAUGUCGAAGACUGUACUGAUUCAGACGAUGAUGACAGUGAAGCGAAAUCUGCCAAAGAAGCCGACAUCGUGCUGGAUAGAUUCCUCGAUCAAGGUUACGUAGAUGAAACGACCAGUGCCGAGAGUAAAGGAGGAAAACCAAAGCUACUAACACGAUCCUGCUCAAAAGCAACCGAGUCAAAUACGCUGCGAGUGUUCACCGACGUGAGCAAUGCGUUGACCGACUGCGAAGAUAUGUCCGACGACGAUGAUUCAUUGGGUAAAGUAUCGAUUCCGGACUGUCCAGAAGACAUCCUCGCAAGAGAUAACGAAAAUGAUGCAGUCGCAAUUCACAACGUCGUAAGACGUAGACAAGAUAAGCACUUUCACAAGCAAGAACCGGCAAAGGACAGUUCGUCGGAGUCGGACACUGCGGACAGUAAUGUGCGCCACCGAAAGUGUCACCGGAAAGUGGAUGAACGGCCAAAAUCGGAGUACGAAAAUCUAAUGAUGUCCGAUGACGAAAUGGCGGGAGCUUGUGCCAGUGCCCAAAUAAAUCGACGAUCGGUGUUAUUCGAUGCAGAGGAACUGGUCAUGGAAAGUAGUGAUGUUGAAGAAGAUAGAACGAACGUAUUUCCCGAAAUUAAUAUUACAUUCGUAGCAAAUGAGCGCAAUUCCCCCAUUGAGCAGCCUAAGAAGAAAAGACCUUCUUCCCUGAUGGUACAAGCUCCAAAUCCGGAUGAAGCGUUGACGGAUGUAGAGAAUCUAGACUCAUCCUCCGAAAGUGAAGAUGAAAAAGGAACACCAGUUAAUCGUUUAAUUCCCAUAGCAGUCGUUCGCGCUGGUAAAUCAGGCGGCAUCACCGAUGUAGAGGAUUUUAACGACAGUGACGAUUGCGAUGAGCUUGAGCCAAAAAGAGAAGUUGGUUCUGAAUUUUUACCUUCUCCGGUGCGAGAAAUCGCUAUCCUGAAGCAGAAUGCAUCCGGCGAGCAGAGGCAAAACGUGAUGCCACUGUUGACAAUUCUGACACCGGAUCUCGAACAGGCACUAACCGAUGUUGAGGAUAUGUCUGACAAUGAGGAUGGAGAUGAGAUGUAUGACAGCUCUAAGUAUGCUAUUGAGAACCUGCCGGAAGCAGUACACGAUGAUGUUUACUCGAGUGAUAGCACCCGUAUAAAUAGUGCAAAAUUGGACGUCAAAGGCGUGGUGGGAGAACCUAUUACCGAUACAGAAGAUCUGGUUUUUGAUCGGAGCGCUUCCAAUAGCGGCACUGGAAGUGAGCUGAGACGUCGCCGCAAGCCAAAGCAUGGUCAUGGCUCUUCCGCCAGCGGCAUGUGUCAGUCUUACAAAGGAAAGAAGUUCCUGGAUAUGAAAGGUGCAGCUGCCCCGGUAGCUACUACCGAUACUGAAGACCUGUAUCUUAGCGAUGAUGCCAAGGAAUGUGAAUCUAACCGUACAAAACAACGCCGUGCAACAAUACAGUUUGCCAUCAAUACAGCGGCGAACGAAAAUGAUGGCAAAACCGACGUUGAGUUCCUAUCCGGUGAUGAGCUAACAAACGAGCGUACACUGCAUUCUCCUCAGUUGUUCCAUGACGGGUUUUCAUCCAUAAUUAAAACACGAGAACAUAAUGGGCCAUUGGCGAACCGAAUAGUGGAUGUGACACCCGUCCCGAUGAUUCGUCAGAUUUCUCCCAGCCCGGACACACACUGCAAUUGCAAUACAGACUGCGAAGACAUUCAGGGUGUAUCCGACAUAGAUGACGAAACUUACUCACGGGCUCAAACGGCAACUCCGAUGGAGUUGACACGACAGUUACAAGAAAGUGGAAGAAGCGAGAUUUAUGACACAAGCACCCGCCCGAAGAGCGAACUAUUGGACGUAAAGGGUGCGAUGGCCGGUGAUAUUCAAGAGAUUCACACCGACGUAGAAUUUCUGGACGAUGACGGAGCAAACGGAGUAGCCGAUCAAUCAGUCGUAACAUCAACGGCCAGUUUUCAUUUCCUGCAUCAUAUAAUCAUAUCGCCAUUAGUAGGUCGAAGAUCUUGCCCGCAAGACUUGCGAACGCAGUUGACUCGCGAAGAAUAUCUAAAUUUAGUACAUUCGGAAGCCAGUAACUUAGUCGAUAGUAUAUUGGAGCAGAGCGUUUCGAUUGUUAGCUCUUCGCAGCUGCAGGCGAAUGCAGCGAUCGAUACACAGGCUCAGUCGGAGAGCGAACAGUACGCAAUCCGUAGCGAUAUACUGUCGUCUAACGAGGCUGACCUAGUCGUUAAGUCGCCCACCAUAGAGUCUAUGUCAGGCAAGUCUUUCGACGAUAACAUUAGCAAUCCCGACUACGACAGUAGCGAGGCUAUCCAGCAACUAGCCCAAUUCACUGUAGCCCCUACUAGCGGUGACGCGGGAGACGGUGCCGCGCCAACGGUCACCGACACACGGGAAUCCGUUGGCGAUGGCAUUGUCGACGAUGCGGCGCAGAAGGAACGCCGCGCGAAGAAAAUCGAUCGACACUUUGCCCGACUGUCGUCCGAUAUUGAGCCGGAAGCCCUGUUGGACAAAAACCGCGAAUAUGACGAAGCCAUAGCCCAAAUCAAAGAUGAAGUUUCAAUGCUGCAGAGUGAAUUUUCGAAAAUGAGCUGGGAUGAAAGCAUUUCCGCUACUACCGGUGAUUUCGGUUCCAGUACUCCCGAUCACGAUCUGCAAGAAACAGAUACGCAACUUCGAACAGAAAUAACCCUUCCAAAGCCAACGCCCAGAUCGCAAACUAACCUUAUCGCUGAAGCUGAUGCCUCCGCUACAACUACUAGUGUCACUAGCACCACUACCACAAGCUCUGCUGCUGCUGCUGCCUCUUCGCUAACCACUUCCGCUCUGGGUGCCAAGACUACGGAAGAUUAUGCGGCUUCCAUACUGGAAACCGAUCUGGACAAACCGGCAUCAGGCGAUAUGAGUGAACUCUCCAGCAGUCAGGAACCGAUGCCGGUUCCAAAGCCACGAACUAGCAUAUCUUCCCGAACGGACACUCAGACACGAUCGAGUAUUAUCGAGUCUUUCGAUCAACCGGAGGACUCGAUUGAACAGUACCCGGAACCCAGUCAGCAGCGCCAGGAAUCACUGGCAUCGGAAGACUUUUCCGGCAUUGCUCAGAAGGAUGGCGAUUUCGAAACAAGUGAUGAGGACCAGUCAGCUGCAAAGUUUUACAUCGGCGAAAAGAGCACUGACAUUAUUACUCGAUCAACCGCUGACAAACGUGCUGAUUUUGCUUUCGAUAAUAUAGGUUAUGAGUACUCACAAGAAUCUGGUCACGAGGGUGAACCGCUAGUAGAUGACGCAUUCAAAACAUACCGUGACCAAACCAGAAAGGAGGAUGAAUUCACACUGAAAUCGCUGCAAGAAGUCGAGAGUGGCACGGCAUUGGACGCUGAAAUCAAAGCUGAAGUCAUCGAAGUGAUUGAAGGCGUUGCAAGCGAAAGAACUCUCGAACUCGAAUUAGACAGAACGAUCGGUUCGGUUCGACAACCGGUCGUCCACUCCCCUAUUAAACCGCAGGUUGUCACCGUGGUUGAAGGAGCCAAACCCCUGACGCAAAAACCGAGGGAUUCUUCCGAAACACUACUAGAAGAUUCCUCCUCCUUUCAUUACACAAAACGCACAAUCGAUGAAUUGGUUAUAGAGAAAACGCUGGAUGAAGUUAAAGAAUCACUAGAUGCCGUACAGGAGGAACUAAUUGAGUCAGUAAUCGACGGAAAGUUACUGAAACAAUCACCGUCGGAGUUUGAAUUUAAAGUUUUACCUUCUGCCAGAUACAUCCAGGACCCGAUUUACGAAACCCAGCAGGAGGAAGUAACAACGACCACCACGAUCGUACCACAAACCGUAACAACAACCACUAUUUUAUCCGAACCUACUAGCCUAUCUGAAACCAAAACACCAUCUUUUGAGCAAAAAAUAUCCGACACCGAGGACAAAGCACUUUUAAAACCGGGAGAACCAAGUUCCCUAUCAUCUGACAGUUCUCCAGCGAAACUGGAGGUGUCGGCACGUUUACGCGCAACCACUUCACAUGCGAAAGGAAGUCGUUGGUCGGCAACGGAUGUAGAUAGCUCUGGGGAAAGCCACUAUCAAAGCUUUGAACAUACCGACAGUAGCCGACCAUUAUCAUCAGAUGUCGAUAACCUCCUGCAACAGUAUGCAUCGUCUGAAUAUGAAACCGCAAUGGAUCACUCGAUUUUACCGGCAUCAACUGAAUUUCACAGCGCUGUUAGCACGCUGAACUCCUAUAACGUCAGCUCGCACGAUAGCAUGAAAAGUUUCGACUCGGAAAGUUCCGGUAAUUUGGCCAGUGGAGAGUCUGAGGCGACGGAAACCUUGGUUCCUUCUACCAUGGACAUUGACUUCGAUUCCGAGGAUGCAGCACUGCUGCAUGAUGACUCGGAAGAAGACCUACGAGAGAAAUUGAUAGAACAUGAAGAACUUUCUGCAGUGUCCAGUGCAAUACCGGUUGCAAUGAAGCGUUCGCAGGAGAUGAACUUUGCAACCGAUUUAAGCAGUGACUUGCUUGCGGAUUCAUCCGACGUAUUCCAGUUUCAGGAAGAAGCAGAAAGAGUAGCCCAAGCACAAGCAGAACAGCUUAGUUCCAGUAUUGGAACCGCGUUGGAUCUGGUAGAGUCGAUGAAGGCAGCCAGUUUGGAGGACGUCAAGGCCGAGAGCACCGAGGAAGCUAAGCUCGGAACAAGUAUGGAGGACGGCAGCAUUUUAUCCAUCAGUUUAUCCAGCGCAUCUAAUUUGGAAACAAUCAUGGAGAAUUUACCGGAUAAAAUGGACAGUUUACCAACUCACGUCGAGGUUGGAUUAGAUGCGAUAACACCAACUACAAGUGACACAAAGGAAAUCAUCGGUGAUAUAACUCUUACCUCUACAGUCGUCAAAGAAGGGGACAUUAACUUUUUAAACACACAAGCUACAACAGAGAUAAUGUCGGCGGAGUCCGCUGAGGACACUUCUAAAAAACGAGGUCACAAGCGCACUGAAAGUACGAUUCCAGGAAAAUUACUAUCAGAAAUCGCUGCCGAAGCGCGGGACUCAUUAGAUUCACAAGAAGAUUCCAUCUCCCAAGAGGUUGCUACCAAACAAUCCAGCUCAGAGCGUGACGAUAUGCGCGAAGAAUCCUCAGACUCCGAUUAUGAUCGUUACGAGUCUGAGUAUGCGCGAUCGUUCCGAGCUCCGCUGAAUCAAGGACAAAAGAAGAAAAAGGACAUCAAAGCAGACGGGUUCGAGAUGGAAAUGGAGCACGAUCGUAGGAAUUCAUUCUCGCCUUCUAGUGCCGUCAUCGAAACUAUCGUCGAGGACGUUCAUGCGGAGAUCGAACAAGGCAAUGAAGCUCAGAAAAUGAUGGACACGAAACGGGAGGAAUUGCAAGAAUAUCAGCAAUCGUCAGCACAAUGUAUCCCAGACAUUCAAGUGACGGAGGAUAUACAGCAGAUCGAUUUUGAUCAAGAGGAGGUUCCAUCACAGUCACAAAAAGUCGAUACAACAGCAAGCGAACAAAAAAUUCAGUUCGCUAAACAGGAAGAGUUCAAAAUAAGCGAAGAGCAAUACCAGGAGAUGAUAGAGCAGAAGUAUAAAUCCAAGAUGGCUGACGUGGCUGCCAAGUUCGAUUACGAAGCAGAUGAUAAAGACGAUUCAGCUGGUUCCGAUUCAUUUGAAAUGUUGGAGCAACCAGAUAUAUCGGACGAGUUCGUGAUUGUCGAAGAGGUUGCUCGAGAAGCCCAUGAAUGCGACACUGAAGGAAAAAGUGUCUCUAUCAAGCCAGUUAAGAAGGAAAAGAAACACGAUGAGGAAGUUGAAAAGUUACUGGUAAAAUCGGCUCCAGCACACACUAAUGCAGGUUCUUUAUAUGCAAACAUGAGAGAAGAUAUGAUGUAUGAUUUUGAAGAAAGUCCACCAACGGGUAGUGAAGAGGUUGAUCCGAAUGGGGUGACAAUGGACUUGUUGAACAAUGGAUAUCCACUGGAGGAGAGUAAACGCUGGGUUGAAAUGCAGCUGGCUGAGACGCAGAACUUCCGUUAUCCAUUGGAAGAUCGGCUGGAAGAUAUAAAGGAGGAAGAUACUGAUUUUGAAGUAGGUAGCAGCAGAAUUGGAAGCAUUAAAGAUUCAUUUUCCAGCACGCCGGACUACGACUUGUUAGCUAAGCGACUUGCGUCACGAGAACAUGAUGAUAUUUCUAUGAGCAGUUUGCAAGAGUUCGAAAACUUGGAACAUGUUAUUUCUCUGGAAAAUAGAAAAAUGCAACAAGGCUCGCAAGAUUCCUUGAGCAAUGGUAGUUUUACUAGAAGAUUUAUGAGCCGCGGUCAUGGAGACGACAUCAGUUUGUCAAGCUUGAAGGAGUUUGAAGGGUUGGAGUCAGCGUGUUUGGAGGCACAGCGUAUCGAAAUCAAAGCCAAAGAAGAAGCUGCUCUGCUGUCCAGAUCGGACGAAUCAAACAAAUCGGAUAAAUCGACGGGCGCCAAACGAAGUCCACCCACUAAUGGAACCAUUAUCAAGACGUCAUCAUCAGUUAGCACUGUGACAUCUGGACCGGAAAAAAGCACUAUAGUUGAAGUCAAGGCUACAUCCAGUGAAAUCAGUAAGGAUUCUUUGUCAACCACAACAACUGUGACCACGGUUACUACAAUCUCUCAUGAUAGUUCGAUCAGACAUACGUUAGAUGAAGAAGAUACGUCGCACAUGCUGACGGUAUCUACCGAUAGCUUGGACAGAAGUCGAGUACAGAAACAAACCGUCACCAAAGAUAGAUUACCAUCGGCACACUCAAGUAGUGACAGUUUGGAAAUUAACAACAAAAAUAAUGCCGAUGUCAUGACGAGCAGUCUCGAUUCGAUUGAAUUUUCCAAAGCCGGGGCAAUCACUACCAGAUCAUCACAAUCGGAUUCAAUUGAGCAUAUUGCGCAACAGCAAGUACAGCGAAGUGAUAGUACAGAUUCGAUUGAAAUGCAGCAUGGUAUCUCAUCGAGAGCUAGCGAGGUCAAGCGCGAUUCGCUAGACUCGCUACCAUACAGUAUUGAGAAUAAAAGUGGUUUCAGUAGCCCUACAAAACCAGUUGGAAGUCAUCGUGUAACAACUACGGAUGUUCUUGCUGUGGCAGGUUCCAGCAGCAGCCAGUAUACUGCACAAACAGGAAUGACAAAGGAUAUUUCGGUAGACUCCCUAGCGGGACAAGAAGCCUUUUUGACGAGUACCGAAAGCUUGGAGACCAGUUCUACAGCUACAAAUGCGACCUAUCAAAAUGAAACCGACUCGCAGAUGUCAUCCAGCGUUACAAGCUGUGGUUCAAUUACGAUGGUCGACACCCUGGAUAAUGUUGGGGACUUUGAAGGAUUUGGCCUGCAAGAAAACAUAACCUUCAAGAGCACUACGACUGCGUCCAGUUCCAGUUAUUCUGGCCAGCAUCAGCAGCAGCAGCAGCAGCAACAGCAUAUUUCCCAUGUGUAUCGCGGUUCUUCAUCAACAGCAACCACUACGACGAUGGCCAGCGCAACGGGAGAAUUCUCGAUUUCGGAAAUCGAACUGUUAAGUAGACAAAUGUACCCAGGGGAACUAACAUUCGAUGAUGCAAAGGAGUCUGCCAAGGAGAAAUCACAGAGCAAAACGGCUGAAAAAGAUGACUAAAUACAGCAACACACUUCGGUCGAUAGCGUACGAGGAAGUCA
Molecule: messenger RNA, 10442 nt
Organism: Sabethes cyaneus
Lineage: Eukaryota; Metazoa; Arthropoda; Insecta; Diptera; Culicidae
Product: serine-rich adhesin for platelets-like
Exons: 7
Coding region: 1-10401 (3466 amino acids)
Source: RefSeq, a predicted model, not a curated record